ACAGGUGAAGGACCAGACUAAGACGGUGGCCCACCUGAAACAUAAGGAGCAGGUGGAGAAGAGUAAGAACGCCCAGCUGGUGCAGGAGGUCAGGAAGAGAGAGGACAACCUCAACGAGAGCUCUCAACACGUCAAGGACUCCCUGCGCCAGAAGGAGGAGCGUAUAGAGGAGCUGGAGGAGGCUCUGAGAGAAAGUGUCCAGAUCACAGCAGAGAGAGAGAUGGUUCUGGCUCAGGAGGAAGCUGCUCGCACACACACUGAGAAACAGAAGUACUUGCAUGACUCCAACCACACCGGCAUUAAGUGGUGCAAG
Oncorhynchus masou masou (cherry salmon) is the source of this 313-nucleotide messenger RNA. Its product is annotated as ELKS/Rab6-interacting/CAST family member 1-like. The transcript is spliced from 3 exons. The record is from RefSeq and is a predicted model, not a curated record. NCBI's taxonomy places the organism in Eukaryota, Metazoa, Chordata, Actinopteri, Salmoniformes, Salmonidae. The annotation marks the transcript as partial.